AUGUUUUUUGUCUUCUCAAGUCUAGGCAUUUCCAGGAUUGUAGGGUCGAUUGUUUCACCUUAUUAUGAUGACUAUGCAGAAAACUCAUUCAGGCCAAUUCCAAUGCAUCCACCACCAUAUUUCCAGGAAGAGAACUACAUUCCAUAUAGAUUGUAUCCAACAUAUCAAAAGAACAAAGCUCAAGAAGAGAACUACAUUCCAUAUAGAUUGUAUCCAACAUAUCAAAAGAACAAAGCUCAAGAAGAGAACUACAUUCCAUAUAGAUUGUAUCCAACAUAUCAAAAGAACAAAGCUCAAGAAGAGAACUACAUUCCAUAUAGAUUGUAUCCAACAUAUCAAAAGAACAAAGCUCAAGAAGAGAACUACAUUCCAUAUAGAUUGUAUCCAACAUAUCAAAAGAACAUAGUUCAAGAAGAAAAUUUCCCAUUUAGACCAAUCCCUAUUCAUCCACCACUAUAUUUUCAGGAAGCCAACCAUAGAUGGAUGAAACUAAAACCAAUUUGUGAAAGGAAACUUCAGAACUCUCCAAUAUAUUGGCCAAGAAGAGACCCAAUGCUCAGGCCACCAAUGAUUUAA
Messenger RNA from Trichomonas vaginalis G3, 576 nucleotides. RefSeq lists its product as uncharacterized. The coding region runs from base 1 to 576 and encodes 191 amino acids. The record is from RefSeq and is a predicted model, not a curated record. NCBI's taxonomy places the organism in Eukaryota, Parabasalia, Trichomonadida, Trichomonadidae. The transcript has a single exon.